Molecule: messenger RNA, 5955 nt
Organism: Nilaparvata lugens (brown planthopper)
Lineage: Eukaryota; Metazoa; Arthropoda; Insecta; Hemiptera; Delphacidae
Product: gamma-aminobutyric acid receptor subunit alpha-6
Exons: 9
Coding region: 408-2045 (545 amino acids)
Biological process (GO): monoatomic ion transmembrane transport; signal transduction; regulation of membrane potential
Cellular component (GO): membrane; synapse; neuron projection
Molecular function (GO): neurotransmitter receptor activity; transmembrane signaling receptor activity; extracellular ligand-gated monoatomic ion channel activity
Source: RefSeq, a predicted model, not a curated record
CAUUUUAUGUCGAAGGGAUGUAUUUUAGCGGCAAAGAUGAAACAAAAAGGGACAGUAUCUCACCGGAUGCAGUUGAGGAUGAGGGAUAAAUUUUAAAAAAGAAAGCAAUAAAUCAGAUGAGUGAAAGAGAGAGCAAUAGGAGUUUGCUUUGGUGUUGGAGUGGGUGAAGAGAGAGAGAGAGGGGAUUUCUGGCGAGAGCAAAUCUGAUCUUGCGGAAUGCACAAGUGUGUGGACCUCUUGAUUAAUGUUCUCAUGUGAAUUCUGUUUCUACUUCUAUCCAUUUUGAUUCAGUAAUAAUCGUCGCUCGGAGCUUUCUACCACACACAGGUCCUGUGCCAAACUAAUAAAAAGGUUUGUUCGACAAUAAUUGGUUUAUGAUGUAGUAAACAUUCACCAGAUUCUAUGAAAUGAUUGCCACCACCUCAGCUUUAUUUAACAUCAUCGUUCUGUCAAUACAAUUUUCAAGUUCACAUUGCUUCCUACGAGACUACACAACAUUCAAUAAAAAUGUGACAGCAACUCUGAAUAAUUUACUUGGCAACAAUCGAUAUGAUAAAAGGAUUAGACCUGAUAUCGGAGGUCCACCAACCGUGGUCACUGUUCAAAUGCAUAUAAAAAGCAUUGGUCCAGUAUCCGAAGUUGAACAGCUGUACACAAUGGACGUUUACUUCAGACAAACGUGGUACGACACAAGACUGAAAUACAAUCUAACCGGCCUUAACGAGUUCUCCAUGUCAUGGAUUUUCUUGGAUAAAGUGUGGAAACCAGAUACGUAUUUCACAAAUGGUAAAAAGUCCUACUUACAUAAAAUAACUUCGCCGAAUAAGUUUCUGAGACUGCGCUACGAUGGAUUCCUGACUUACUCAAUGAGACUGACUCUAUCUGCAACUUGCAAAAUGCAUCUGGUGAAGUUUCCUAUGGACGUUCAACGAUGCCCUCUCAUAAUGGGAAGCUAUGGCUACACUACGAACGACGUGGUUUACCAGUGGCACCCUUCGGGAGUCGGCUUGGAGCCCGGCAUGGAGUUGGCCCAGUUCGACUUGGAUAACGUCACCAUGAAAGAUCACCUCACCGAGACACGAAGCUCUAUGGAAUUUUCAGUUGUGAAAGCCACAUUCAUCCUGCGACGUAAUAUUGGCUACUUUGUGCUUCAAAUGUACGUGCCUUGUAUUCUGAUGGUCUGCAGCUCAUGGGUGAAUUUCUGGAUUGAUCCAGACUGUACGCCAGCUCGAGUUCAACUCAGUGUGACGUCAGUGCUGUCAAUAACGACGAUUGGCUUCGUGGGUCGAUCGGCGCUGCCCAAAGUGCCCUACCCGACUGCACUCGACUGGUUCGUCAUCCUCUGCUUUGUGUUCGUGUUCGCCGUCCUCGUCGAGUAUGCAGUCAUCAAUUUCAUCGACAAAGUCACCGACGACAUAAAAAAGAUAUUGGAGAACCGAGACAAAAAGAAAAAGGAAAAGGAAGAGAAGGAGAAACAGGAAAAGGAAGACGCCACCAGCCAAGAAAUAGAGGUGCAGGCGGCCGAUGGCAGCGCAAACAUCGCAACUGACGUCGACAAAAAAGUAGGAGGCGUCGACUUUUUCGAGCGGCACGCCGAUCUACAGAGCAUCGACCGCAAGGACAGCAGCUCCAUCUCCGACAAAUUCCCCUCGUUCGCCGUGCCCACCAUCAUAGUCCAGACCGAAACGGUGGCUUCCGAACUCGGUCAGCAUCAGCAGUGCAUCAUCGAACAGGGCAACAUUGAAAUCAUCAUGGGCGGAAAUCGGCACCUUGAAGACGACGACCUGUCUAGGGAGAUGCAGCCCUCGUCACCCAGGUUGAGACGUACGCUCACUAUACCUGUGAGGAUAUGGCGCGAGUUCAAGUUCCUUCCGACCGAGCAGGAGGUGUCUGAGAGUAAGGGCGAAAAAAAGGAGAAGUUCACUAAAAUCGACAAACGAUCGCGAUUCAUAUUUCCGGCGCUGUUCACUAUUGUCCUGUCCAUCUAUGUGCUGCUCUACACCUAUGUUAUUGUGGACAAUAAGCUCUAUAAAGAGGACGACUAGCGGCGCAAUAUUUCCCCUAUUCAAUAACGUUGUGUCCAUCAAAGUGCUACCCUAGACCUGUUUUUCAACUGUCGAUAAUGUUGAUUGGGGCAAAUAUUAUUUUUUCGAACCGUUGAACGGUCAAUGUGUUUUUCAACUUAUGUAAUUGUGGAUGUAGAUUGUUAUCCCACAGAGAAGAUUAAGAGAAUACCUAUUCAUAUUGAAUGAAUGACAUAAUUGUCACAAACACUUACUUGAUUGAAAAUACGAGACUAGUUUAGGUUGUUAUACUAUCAUCAAUAUCAUAUUCAGCAAGAUAACUAGAUAUUGAUAAUAGUGUAAUGGUGAUAAUAGUUUUUUAAUAAGUGGAGUGGUAUUUCAAGUUGGAUGGUACUGGUAUGGAUAUCCACCACAAUAUCACAUUCACUGUUCACUACUACAUAACAAGAACAAGAAUAUUCAUUCAACUUUCCUUUCUGGUACUUUGUGAACUAAUCUAGUAGUAGCUUAUAGAAAUUAUUCAUUCUUUGACUACAGAAGUUUGAACAAACAAGUUCACUCAUCACAUUCAGAGUGUAAUAUUUUUGUUUUCUAUCCAGUUUCUCAACUGUCAAGAUUAAAAAUUCUUAGUUACUGUUGAUUGUGUGUGAAAAAAGACUAAAUUUCAAAAAAGUGGAAUCAUAACCUCAUUUUGGCCUUAGAAUACUAUCUAAAUUUGGGAGAGAAAUAGUACAAGGAGUACCCUUAGUUUUUCUCUCCCAUUCAGUACUUUUUUGUAAAAAUUAGAACAAUAAAUAAAUAUCAGAACAUGUGAAUUGAAACCUUGUGCACACCGCUGCGAAACUCAUGGCCACGACGGGAACAGGAGAAUUUAAUCUAAAAUAUUGAGAAUGGAAGGCGUGGUUAAAUGUUUGAUAUAGUCGCCAUUGUGAACAAAGGAUGAAAAAUACGCAUGAUAACCAGUUGUCAUUUAGAAUAGUUUAUUUCAAAAAAAUGACAAAAAUAUUCCGUGCAAUACAACUGAAUACAAUACCAUCAUACAGACACAAGUUCUGAUGAAAAGGAACCAGUCAUCCUCUAAAAAUUAGAAUUACACUGAUAUUUUUUCGCAUAAUUAUUUUACUAAAGGGAGUGACGCAGUCAUUUCCUAGCAAAGCAUAGAUGGACAAAAAUCACAUAAUAUUUGUUCAUAGAAUUUUUUUAACCACUAAAUAUCUAUUACUAAGAGUCGUGCGCUUAAUAAUUACAGUACCAAUGUAUCGUAAUCAAUUAUUAAAAUCAGAAUUUAAAAACUCCACUAAUCAAUUAAAUAUAAAAUUAUUCUACUAAAAUAAAUAAAUACAAUCUUUGUAUAAUUUUUAUACAUUUGAAGUAUAGUUUUUGUAUUGAAAACAAUAUUUGAAGGCAAUACUCACAUUAAAAUCUAUGUAUUUGGAGGAGAGAUUAUACACUCUUGAAUACAUGUUUUGUAUAGAACACUAUUUGGAAAAUAAUUAACGUUCACAACACCGAAAAAAUACAGCAAGACAAGCAUUCUCUUCAUCUCAUCUCAGUUAUCAAUAAAAUGUUCACUAACAAUCACAACACACCAAAUGCAUUAAGUCUCUUUCAAUUUUGAAAAUCACAAUUUAAAAUCAAAAGGUUCCCAACUAUAAAAAAUACUAUACUAAAAUAAUAAUCGAAUUUACUUCAUAGAUUUUGAUAAUUGUUUUCCAAAUACUUUCAACAAUAUUGCAAACACAAAGAAACUAUUGAAAAAUCAGAAAUGAAAAUAAUUGAUGAACUUUAUUUUGAAAUGGAAAGACGGUAAGCAAUGUUAUCUUCCUCACUCACUCACUCAUACACAUACGUUAGCACACCACAUAAUGCUUACACACUCACACUCAAGAGCACAGAGUGAAAAGACUUCUGAUAAACGAAAUCAUUAUUCAUUAAUCUCGUGAAUGAGAUCUCAUUCAAUAUAAUAUCAAUAAUGAUCUAGAAUAAUAAUUACUCAUAUCUUCAAUAUCCACAGUGAAGAAUCUCAUAACCCUGUGAUAAUAGACUGGAGACUAAAAUCACAUCUAACAAGCAAUUAAAAUUAGCAUGCAAUCAUGAAAGACUAAGAAAAUUUUCAGGUGAUAAGAUCACUUUUUGUAGCCCACGAAAAACUGUUCCAAUAGCGACUAAUCUUUUCAAAUCGUUGGUUUAGAAUUAACAGGGUUUCACUGACAUUUAAAAUUCGGAGAUGUGGUAUAUUUGAAUAAGACAACCGAAAUUAUAACUUAAAUUAAAAAUAUAUUUCUCUUUUGUAGAAAAACAUAUAUUACAAACUAGUUGUCGUUAAGAGAACUCACUAUGUAUUUGAUGAGUGCAACUAUCUCAUUCGUGUAUAGUAGACGACCUAUACAUUAAAAUACAUAAUCGGGACCAGCCAUGUCAAUUGCCCACCGGAACUUGUCUCUUUGCGUUUUGUUGUAGAUCUUUUCAAUUGGUACGUCGAACUUUUUGCACCUGCAAAGACAAUUACGGAUGAUGAAUUAAUAUAUUGCGAUCUUGACAUCUUCAUAAGUUUAGGUUUAGAAUAUAGCAACAUUUUUAAAACCAACUGGAAUAAGAGAGCAGGAGCAGCACAAGCAAAAGGUCCGCAUUCAAAAAAGUCUGAUCUGCGCUCUGCCAAUAACAAAAACAAUUAAUUAUAUUCUUUAUUGUUUGAUAGGUUGUUCAUAAAAGUGUUUAAUAUACAUGAAACUAAUAUUUAUAUACUCAUAUGAAAAUUCAAAACUUUAUCGACUUCUAAAGCCUUAACACUUUUAUGAGCAAAAAUAAAUAAAUACAAUCUUUGUAUAAUUUUUAUACAUUUGAAGUAUAGUUUUUGUAUUGAAAACAAAAGCAAUUAAAAUUGCUAAGAUCACAAACUAGUUGUCGUUAAGAGAACUCACUAUGUAUUUGAUGAGUGCAACUAUCUCAUUCGUAAAUGAGAUAAAUUUUCUUUUUCUACUUAUAUUCCAGAUCAACUUUAUUACACAUAAAUCAAGUUUCAAUUCAUAUAUAAGUUAUGUUUUAUUUUGCUCAGCAAGUCAAUCAUUCACACAACAAUAAUGAUUGUACAUACGAUAAUAAAUGAAUAGUUGAAUGUUUCAAAAGAGGUUAACUUACAGAAUGAGUUUACUAUUAUAUACUUAUAGGUAAUAAAGUAAUGUAGUGUUGCCCGAGUCAACUAAGGAAAGGUUCAAAGAAACGACUUCCAAAGUAUUAAAAAAUACAAUGAUUAAGGCGAAGCAUUUUGUUCUUACCCUCUAGUAUAGCGGGUACUUGUACUUAUAUUACAUUUCAUAAUCAAAUGUCAGUCCAUAAACAACAUCAAACAUGAUUCAUCAACAAGAUUGUAAAUUUAAUAAGAGUGGGAAUGUAAAAAUACAAUAGCGGGACAGUUAUUAUAACAAUAUAACAAAAUAAAAUACAUACCAAGCGACAGAUAUCCUGGGAUCAAGAUAAUUGAGCUUCGACGUUCCCAAUGCUAUAGUCUUGUUCUCUUCUCUGUCGGUUUCUUGUACCUCUAGUUUCAUUAGUUGAUCGCGAAGUCUUUCUAAACUCUUUUUGGUCUUAUCAACAGCCCUGGAAAGAAAUUCAACCAUAAUUAAACUUCUUCUAGUGCAAUCAAACAAAAAAUUUAUUCGUGUAUCGCGCCACAAAAUUUGGAGGAAAAAUGUCCUAAUUAUAAAACUUCCAACAUUGAAUCAAUGUAAUAAUAGUUGCACAAUUACUAAUUUUUAUCACAUAUCUUACAUUACAUGUUACAAUAUUUUCAAAUACGGUGGAUUAUUAUGUUAUAACUAAUGAGUUCUAAAGACAAUUUUCUUUUUCUAUUCAACAUUUAUGGUAAAUCUCAAUAAUUUGUAAAUUUGUAAUAUCUCAAUUGAAAACUUAAUAAACUUACAUUCUUCCUUUA